ACACUUAUCAUGUUAACAUACAAUAAAACUAAUGUCCAUCCCUCAACCUUCAUUCUCAUUGGCAUUCCUGGGUUGGAAGAGGCACACAUGUGGAUCUCCAUUCCCUUUUGCAUGGGCUACAUUUUGGCACUAGUGGGAAACUGUUCUCUUCUGUUCAUCAUCAAGACAGACGCCAGCCUCCAUGAGCCAAUGUACCUCUUCCUCUGCAUGUUGGCAGUGGCUGACCUUGUGGUGUGCACUACAGCUGUUCCCAAACUUCUCAGUCUCUUCUGGUUUCAUGAUGGAGAGAUUCCCUUUGAAGCUUGCCUCACUCAGGUCUUCCUGAUUCACUCUUGCUCAACCAUGGAAUCUGGCUUUCUCGUAGGGAUGGCUUUUGACCGUUAUAUAGCCAUUUGUAACCCACUAAGACACUCAGCUGUUUUGACGCACAAUAUAACUGGGGCAAUGGGCCUGGCUAUUGUACUUCGGGGAGCAGCCUUUCUCAGUCUUCACCCUUUUUUGCUUCGCUGGCUUCCCUAUUGUAAGACUAAUGUAAUUUCCCAUACAUACUGUGAGUUCAUGGCCCUCAUCAAGAUUGCCUGUGCUGAGACGCGCAUCCGCAGAGCUUACAGCCUCAUUGUUGCCUUUCUCACUGGUGGGGUGGACUUCAUAUUGAUAAUUUGUUCCUAUGUCCUUAUACUCAACACAGUCUUCCACCUUCCUUCCAAGGAUGCCAGACUCAAGACUCUGGGCACCUGUGGCUCACAUGUUUGUGUCAUCUUAGUGUUCUAUACCCCUGCUUUCUUCUCCUUCCUCACCCACAGGUUUGGGCAUAAAGUGGCUCCACAUGUACACAUACUUGUUGCCAAUAUGUAUCUUCUUGUGCCCCCCAUGAUGGACCCCAUUAUUUAUGGUGUAAGAACCAAGAAGAUAAGAGACAGGUUCCUUAAACUGUUUAGUUUUCAAAGAAUUUGAACUUAGUUAUUUUGUUGCUAAGUAGCAUCAAAAUAGAACAUUAUACUUUUG
Molecule: messenger RNA, 1005 nt
Organism: Peromyscus leucopus (white-footed mouse)
Lineage: Eukaryota; Metazoa; Chordata; Mammalia; Rodentia; Cricetidae
Product: olfactory receptor 52D1-like
Exons: 1
Coding region: 10-954 (314 amino acids)
Biological process (GO): G protein-coupled receptor signaling pathway
Cellular component (GO): membrane
Molecular function (GO): olfactory receptor activity; G protein-coupled receptor activity
Source: RefSeq, a predicted model, not a curated record